AACAGGAAGCACAGAGCAAUUAAAACUGCAUGCGUUGACGGAGAGGGAGAGAGAGAGAGCUCACACGUUAUUAUAAAUAGUGGUGUGCGUGAGGAGAGGAUGUGAGAUUGAGAGAGCGUUCUUGGUGAGCUGGAUAAUAUUUAACGACCGAACAUGGAAGUGAAAGAACAGUGCGCAGAUGGUCAGGAGGGGCGCGAGGUGUACGCGAUGCUUAUGGAACCAGACGCGAUCACACGCGAGCAGCGGACGCUCCGACGCGAGAUCUGCAUCAGCCGCAUCGUCAUCUUCAUCCUCCUGAUCACCUGCAUGACUUUCUGUGUUCUGCUUUACAUCCAGCAAUGUCAUGGCAACGAGAAUAACAAAAUCCUGAACAAAGAAAAGGCAAACGAAUCACGUGCACAAUCCUUAAUUGGUGAUCAAGCAGCGGCUCAAGCAGCGAACCAACCUGAUGUUGAGAUACCCCCCAUAGCUUCUCUGACCAUAAAUUCAACAAAGAAGCCAACCCUGAUAUGGCGGCCUUAUCACAGCCACAUGAACGACAACUUCUGCUCGAAUGAAACCUGCGAGUUUCUGACCAUACCGCAAACUGGCAGGUAUAGACUUGGCUUACAGAUAACAUACCGGUAUAUGGAAAAUCAUCCUGAGAAAGGGCAUAUCUUGCUGCAUCAUGAGAUUUUUAAACACUCAAAUGGUUACCCGGAGCCUAUGCCCAUUCUGUCCAUCUCUGAAACCAUUGACAAGAAGAAUUCCUCCUGGUAUAAAUCCAUCUUCUCCGAGGUCAUCCAUGUUUUUCAGAAGUUGGACAAAAUCAAUGUGGAGAGUGCCUUUCAUGAGCUCAUUGAUAUUGAUGGAAAACCGUGGACAAAAAACCUUCUCACAAUCCAGUAUGUUUCCAGAAUAAGGGAUUAAUGAACUUUUUAGCAGAGCGAGAACAUCUAACACACCACCCAUAUACACUAAACUAAUCAAAGCUAACUAACGAAGCUAAAAUCGCAUUGUGAGUGUGAUUGGACAGGUGUAACAUGUCUGUACUGUACUGUAUUUUCCUGACUUUUUUCUGUUUUCAGGCCAAUAGCAAGUGCUGUUAUUGUUACAGCGAAGUGAAGUGUAUGUAAUGAUUUUAUAAUAUUGCAUCAUGCCAAGUUUUCCAUUUUUAUGGUCGGCGUGAUGCUCCAGAAAACACACUGAAGGUACACUAUCAUGAACUUGCGCUAACAUCUUACAAGCCUUUCUCUAUGAUAGCAUAAAUUUAUCAUGAUCAUACACAAUGGAAGUGAUUUUACAAAAAAAAAAAGCUGUUUAUAAAGUGAAUGACAAGAUUUCAGUAUUAAAUAUUGCUCUGUAAUUAACUUCAGCAACACUAACAUGAGAAAAACUACCUGAAACAUGGUGCUAAACUAAACAGGUGCCAUGUAGGAUCCAGGACAUAUAUUAAGGAUGGUAUAUUCAUGGUGCAUUAAUUGGACUUGCACAACAAAGCUAUGUAUAUAUUGCCUUGUGCCAAAGCACUAAAUAGGACGGCCUAGAAGAGGCGUCAAUGCUGGAAGAGGUGUACGGCUAAAACCUCUACCUAUGGCCUGCUGCACCAGCCGAACACAAAUUCAUUCAGGGUAUAAAGAUGAUCCGAACCAUUAAACUGUGGAGAGGAGUUAAAAAAAAAAGAUUGCAUUGUAGAAGUUCUGUUGUGUAAAGUGGUCAUACGUCAUUAUGUAUGUCACAAGACAGCUAGAUAGUUUUUAAAUGCUAGUUUAAAAGUUGCUAGCUUCUGAAUUCAAACAAGUUUAGCAUUGGCGCACUAACUUAAUUGAGCUAACUUUAUCUUGCAAAAAAAAAAACAAACAACUCAGAAAGCUCAUUGGAAAACUUUUAACCUUCCGACUGAUGUUUCCUCACCGGAAAAUAUUCGCAGGAACUUUUUUUUUUAAUAGUAUUUCAAUUUCAAGACAGUUUUAAGCUAACUUCAGGUGAUGUUGUGACCCUCACAUGGUAAUCGAGAUGUCUUACAGGUUUUACGUAAUGACUUCAAGAUCAUCGAUCAAAGAACAACAUCACGGAUAACUCGGUUUACCAAUCUUUUCCAUCAUGUUUGUAUUUUUUUAAUUUACUUUGCGCAACGUUAUUAAAAAAAUCACUGAGUAGUUUUAUUUACCGUGGACAUUUUCACAACCACUCUAGUGAUGUUAGAACAAAUCCUAGUGCUGGUCAGAACUCCCAACUAGAACAUCGAAUUGAAACAUCGUACACAACAGGUCCUGUUUACAAAACCUGCAGAGAAUAAAUGAAAAUAAAUAAAAUGAUUAAAUUACUUGAUAAUAUUUCCUCACUGGAAACAUUUCUGGAAAAUUUUAACACUUUUCGGUAUUCGGAGACUUUGUUGCUUGGUGCCUUUUGGGUUCUGAUUUGCAAUACCCAGCUCACUUGGUGCAGCCGUUAAUAUUUUAGUGUUUCGUAAACUCGACUGGAGCGGAUUGACUUUACAAGCUAGACUAUGUUCAGUUGGUGCAACAGGCUACAAAAAUCCAUAUAUAGAUACUCAGGAAACAGUCACAAUGAGCUCGAGUAACAAGGUAUUUUUUUUCCCCUGAGCCACAUUAAUAUAAAUUAUUUUUAUUUUUUAUUUUUGCUACAGUUAAUCCUACGGAAGAGCGAUAGUGCCACUAAGAAAUACAUAUAUUUUUUUAAAUUUCUGAGAAAGAAACUCAGAAUUUUUGAGAUUAAAGUCAAAAAUUUCGAGAAACAAUCUCAAAAGUUUUGAGAAAAAAAGUCAAAAAUUUCGAGAAAAAAGUCAAAAAUUUCGAGAAAAAAGUCAAAAGUUUUGAGAAAAUAAACUCGAAAUUUUCGAGAAAAAAGUCACAAAUUUAGGCUACCAGGAAGUACCAGGUCAUUCAGAGCUGACGGAGACUUAGUCUGCUACUACUGUGUUUAGUGCUGCUGAAAUGGACGACUUAAUCAAACGUUAUUUCGGGAUUGGGUUUUGCUUGUUAUGUAGUAGUUCUGUGUUAGUCUCUAGCAAACAGAAAGCCGCUGCCUAGAAGUAUUUGAAUCUACGUGACUCAUAUCACCAACCGACUUCCUGUACACCGGUUGUCACAACUCUGAAUUCCAUGGCUCUGGUCUCAGCCAUUCAUGUCUACCGGCCGCGAGUGAGUGUCACUUCCGUAUGGAAGCCCGCCUUCUACAGAUUUCUGACUUUUUUUUCUCGAAAAUUUCGACUUUUUUUCUCGAAAAUUUCAACUUUUUUCUUGAAAGUUCUGACUUUUUUUCUCGAAAAUUUCGACUUUUUUCUCGAAACUUUGACUUUAAUCUCAAAAAUUCUGAGUUUUUUUUUUCUCAGAAGUUUCCAAAUAAAAUAUAAAACCCUGGCCCUAUUGCUCUGCCGUAUAAUCCUGCCUUCUGCAGUCAAAUGAAAAAAUACUCUGUAAAAUGUGACUAGUGGAAUAAGGACGAUAUAUGCAUUUUAUAUACACAUAUACAUUCACCGGCCACUUUAAUAGGAACUUGUUGUUGAUUCUAAGAUCCCUGUUCUUGGCUGCAGGAGUGGAACCCAAUGUGUUCUUCUUUCUGCUGUUGCUGAGAUGCUUUUCUGCUCACCACAGUUGUAAAGAGUGAUUAUAUGAGUUACUAUAUCCUUCCUGGCCAAAAAAAUAUCUCAAACCACCUUGAAUCUGUUCAUUUUCCUCUGACCUCUCUUUUCAGCAAGGUGUUUGUUUUUUCCACCCAUAGAACUGUCACUCACUCACUCACUCACUCACUCACUCACUCACUCACUCACUCACUCACUCACUCACUCACUCGAUGUUUUUUGUUUUUCGCACCAUUCUGUGUAAACUCUAGAGACUGCUGUGUGUGAAAACCCCAGGAGGAGAUCAGCAGUUUCUGAAAUACUCAAACCAAAAAUACUAAUCUGGGUCAAACCAUCACCCAUACUGCCACAGUGAAAGUCAGUCACACUUCAUUCUGAGAUCACAAGUUUCCCCAUUCUGAUGUUUGAACAUUGUGAACAUUAAUUAGCCGAAGCUCUUGAUUUGUAUCUGUGUGAUUUUAUGCAUCAAGGGAUCGGCUGAUUAGAGAACUGCAUCAAACAGCAGGUGAAUGUAGGGGUGUACAGUAUAUGUAUAUAUGUGUAUAGAUGAUGCACAGUAUACAAUAUAAAAUCUUUAUAUCACAGAGCUUUACAGGCUUUUUUCUCUUUGCGUUACUGCAUAUUUAUGAAAAUUUCUUUCUUGUAGUUCUCUCACUGUUUAUUUCAUCUUACCAGUGCAUGCGUGUUUGAAUAUGUUUGAAUGGUUUGUUGUUGUUGUUGUCGUCACCCUUGAUGUUGUUUAUUUACUGAGGGAAAUUUGCAAGACUGUUUAGAUAUCAUAUAAGAACAUGAACUUUUACUAUCCUGUUUCCUAUUUUUUUUAUCACUGUUUAUAUACUUUUAUUUGAUUGAUGCUGACAUUAAAAAAGUUUGUAUGC
Messenger RNA from Neoarius graeffei (lesser salmon catfish), 4461 nucleotides. RefSeq lists its product as uncharacterized. The record is from RefSeq and is a predicted model, not a curated record. Bases 154 to 909 code for a protein of 251 amino acids. The transcript is spliced from 4 exons. Gene Ontology annotation, biological process: immune response. NCBI's taxonomy places the organism in Eukaryota, Metazoa, Chordata, Actinopteri, Siluriformes, Ariidae. Gene Ontology annotation, cellular component: membrane. Gene Ontology annotation, molecular function: tumor necrosis factor receptor binding.